Molecule: messenger RNA, 1683 nt
Organism: Equus quagga
Lineage: Eukaryota; Metazoa; Chordata; Mammalia; Perissodactyla; Equidae
Gene: EEF1E1
Product: eukaryotic translation elongation factor 1 epsilon 1
Exons: 4
Coding region: 32-556 (174 amino acids)
Biological process (GO): positive regulation of DNA damage response, signal transduction by p53 class mediator
Cellular component (GO): cytoplasm; aminoacyl-tRNA synthetase multienzyme complex; nucleus
Source: RefSeq, a predicted model, not a curated record
GUCCCGCCCCUGCCAGGAGCUCUCCCGGAAGAUGGCGGCGGCCGCAGAGUUGACGCUGCUGGAGAAGUCCCUGGGGCUGAGUAAAGGGAACAAAUACAGCGCUCAGGGCGAGCGCCAGAUUCCGGUUCUUCAAACAAACAAUGGCCCAAGUCUCACAGGACUGACUACCAUAGCGGCUCAUCUAGUCAAGCAAGCCAACAAAGAAUAUUUGCUUGGGAGCACGGCAGAAGAAAAGGCAAUAGUUCAACAGUGGUUAGAGUACAGGGUCACUCGAGUAGACGGGCACUCCAGCAAGGAUGACAUCCACGCUCUGUUGAAGGAUCUUAAUUCGUAUCUUGAAGAUAAAGUCUACCUUACAGGAUAUAACUUUACCUUAGCAGACAUCCUAUUAUACUAUGGCCUUCAUCGCUUUAUAGUUGACCUGACAGUUCAAGAAAAGGAGAAGUAUCUUAAUGUGUCUCGCUGGUUUUGUCACAUUCAGCAUUAUCCAGGCAUCAGGCAACAUCUGUCUAGUGUUGUCUUCAUCAAGAACAGACUAUAUACGAAUUCCCACUAGAAGACCUCCAUGCUGUACAGAAGAGUGAUUAAAAUAUUUAAAUGGAAAGUGUAUUCGGGACCAGAGGACUAACAUAAAUUGAUAUGCAGUCAUUCUUUAUUUGUUGAAGUUGAUAGAAUUUUUAAAGUAUAAAAUGUGUCCCAAUGUUUGAUUUGCUCUUUAGUUGAAAUUUUUUGCAAUUUUUUUCUGUAAAAAUUCAACUGCUGUCAAAAUUUGAGUUGAGAACAAGUAAUAAAUUACCUUGUUUUUAUAGAUGAAAUUUAUUUUAGUAAAAGUUGCAAAUCAGUGUUUAAUCUUUAAAAAAAUAGUCCUUUCAAUGUUUGACAUAUUUGGCUAUUUAUUGACCUCUUUUUUCGUAUUUUACAAUUCAUUUUCCCCUUAUGGAUAUUUACAGUAGUUUGUUUAUUAAGAACUGUAAUAAACUGUGCCAAGGAUACCGAAAGGGAAGACAGAUGGAUUUGUUUUCAUAUAUUUAUGUGAGCCAGUAAACGUGGUUGAAAAAACCUUUUUGUUUCUUUCUUUCCUUUAGUCAGUAUUCAUUGAGGUGAAACUAACUACUGAACUGCCCUAGAGGGGCCUGGAAUAAGAUGGAGUCCCUGUGUUGAUGGUUCUUCUCUUAUUGUUGGUUUACUGGAAUAUGCAGUAGCUAAAAAGAGAUGGGAAAUUCCCACUGUCCCACUAAUCUUGCACUUGAUAACUACUAGAUUUUUCUGAACUAAAAGCCAUCUCUCAUAGAAGGGCUGCUGUUGAAGCACUAUGUAAAAAGAGACACUUUAUUAACAAAUAUAUACACUUUAUAACUCUUAUGGGCUGAGUGAAUAAGUAAUUAAUUAUUGAGAACUAAAGAGCUUAUAUACUUACAAAUAAUAAGAAAAAUAGUUGUUGAGCACUUUACUGUUUAAUACUAUUUAAUAUUUUGGUGCUGAUGCUGAAUCUAAGUAGUAUACAAUUCAAAAUUCAAGUGGAAAGAGCAGAAACUUGGGAAAUAUACAGCCCUCUGGUUGAGUCCUGCUUUUAUCACUUACUAGCUGUAUGACCCUAAGCAAAUCAGUUAACCAUAUUUUCUUAAUCUGUAAAAAUAAAAAUGAAAUGUAAAAGUAAAGAUAACUGUUCUGAAAAUUAAAGGA